AUAUUGGAUAAAUCCAACAUUGCAGCCUCCCACGCCCACAUAAAAAUCAUAGACCUUCCCGGUGUGAACCGCCCAUUCGAGAUUCUGCAACAAUCUGUGGAGAAAUACGCCACAGUUUACAUAGAGAACUACAAGUCCCACGUCAGAGACGCCAUAGCUGACCAUGUUCUGCCCAACUCCUUCGUUUCUGGUUUGGUUAUUGAUAUGUUCUGCACCACCAUGAUUGACGUAGCCAAUGAGUUCAAGGUUCCAUCUUAUCUAUUUUUCACUUCCGGGGCUGGUUUUCUAGGGCUUCUCCUCCACCUUCCGGGCCGGUAUGACCGACUCGGCACAUUUUUCAAACCAUCAGACCCUGAGUCUGUUGUGCCGAGUUAUGUCAACCCAGUUCCUGCAAAUGUGCUUCCUUCGUUUGCUUACAUGGACACCGGGUACAGUUGCUUUGCGAACCAUGCUAGGAGGUUCAAGGAAACCAAGGGUAUAGUCGUCAACACAAUUUUUGAGCUGGAGUACCAUGCGGUUGGCUCACUUUUGGAUUGUGAGACUGAAAUCCCUCCUGUUUACACGAUGGGACCCUUGAUUGGUGAGCAUCAUGUGCAGCCGUCUGAUCGGGCCAAAUUUGGAAAGAUCAUGACGUGGCUUGAAGAUCAGCCUCCGAAAUCAGUGGUGUUCCUCUGCUUUGGGAGCUUUGGAAGUUUUGAUGAGGCCCAACUGAGAGAGAUUGCGGUUGGAUUAGAAAAGAGGGGUAAGAAAUUCUUGUGGUCCGUACGGAAAACGCCACCUGCGGGCCAGUUUGUAAUGCCAGGUGAGUACGCAAAUCAUGACAAGUUUUUGCCUCCAGGAUUCUUGGAGAGGACCAAAGAUGUUGGUAUUUUGUGUGGUUGGGCCCCACAAGUGGAGGUCUUGGCCCACAGAGUGACUGGAGGGUUUGUGUCGCACUGUGGGUGGAACUCCAUAUUAGAGAGCUUGUGGCAUGGUGUCCCUAUUGUGACUUGGCCUGUGUCUGCAGAGCAGCAGAUUAAUGCCUCUCAGAUGGUGAGGGAUUUGGGACUGGCCGUGGAGCUGAGAUUGGACUACAGAAGGGACGGUGGUAAUCAUUUUGUGGUGGCGGAUGAGAUCGAGAAGGCUGUGAGGUGUGUGAUGGACGGUGAUGGUGAGGUGAGGAAGAGGGUUGAGGAGAUGAGUGAAGUGUGUAGGAAGGCUGUUGGAGAUGGUGGAUCUUCCUCUACUACGUUUCGACAUUUGAUUGAGGUUAUGUUGGCAAGCCUUGACAAAAAGGAGGAAUGAUGGGAUUAGUCGUACAUAUGCUCACGGCACAAUAUAAUUGCUUUUAUUUUGGGGAACUACAUAUAUAAAUAACUAGGAUUUGUCCAUUUG
This is a messenger RNA of Malus domestica (apple), 1374 nucleotides long. Its product is annotated as anthocyanidin 3-O-glucosyltransferase 2-like. The record is from RefSeq and is a predicted model, not a curated record. NCBI's taxonomy places the organism in Eukaryota, Viridiplantae, Streptophyta, Magnoliopsida, Rosales, Rosaceae. Gene Ontology annotation, molecular function: UDP-glycosyltransferase activity.